This is a messenger RNA of Exserohilum turcica Et28A, 2730 nucleotides long. RefSeq lists its product as uncharacterized. The transcript has 4 exons. The record is from RefSeq and is a predicted model, not a curated record. Lineage: Eukaryota; Fungi; Ascomycota; Dothideomycetes; Pleosporales; Pleosporaceae. The coding region runs from base 1 to 2730 and encodes 909 amino acids.
AUGUCGAAAAUUGCUACUGGCGAGAACAAAUGCAAGAAAUUGUUCCGCAAGCUUUUGAAAAAGCCGACUCAACCUCCACUUCAACCUCAGCCUCAACCUCAAUCUCAGCCUCAACCUGAGCCUCAACCUCAAUCUCAGCCUCAACCUCAACCCCAACCUCAGCCUCAACCUCAACCUCCAAAUCAAACUACGCAAUCAUUUCCUACUGGAAUCAAACAAUGGGUAUCCUGUAAAGAUGCCAAGAUCGAUAUUUGUUUCAUUCAUGGUCUGACAGGCAAUCGAGAUACCACGUGGACAGCCAAAGGACAAGAGGAGCCAUGGCCCCCGAAAUUACUACCGUCUGAGCUGGGGGACCUCAAGUUCAGGAUCAUUACCUUCGGUUACGAUGCGUACAUAGUGCGCAAAGGACACGCAUCCUCCAAUCAACUAACGGACCAUGCGGAUAAGUUCUUACAAACACUGACUAUGGAUCGCGAGAAGAACGAGGCAUUGGAAAGACCUCUUAUUAUCGUUGCACACAGCCUCGGUGGCCUCGUAACCAAGCAGGCUCUUCUAAAGUCCAGAAACAACCCAGAAGCGCAUCUGCAAAACAUGUACAACAUGACUGCGGGAAUCAUUUUCAUGGGGACACCUCAUACUGGGUCUUGGAUCGCCGAUUGGGCGAAGAUACCGGCCGAUGUCCUGGGAAUUCUGAAAUCAUCCAAUACUUCAUUGCUAAGAGUAUUACGCACCAAAGACGAGUUACUACAGAUCCUUAAUGAGGAUUUUCUGUUUCUGCUACGCAAUUUACGGGAAGGCCCUAAAGACGCAAAGAAGCUCAAUGUGACCUGUUUCUUUGAGGAAGUCGGAUAUACAAAGAUUGGAAAGAUUGUAUCCAAGCAGUCAGCUACAUUCGCAUCUGAUACGCCUAUCAGUGUUCACGCGAAUCAUAGUGACAUGGUCAAAUUUACCAGCGUCGAUGAUGACGGGUUUCAGAGCUUGGUAGGAGAACUGAGGAGGUGGACUAAGGCGCUUAGUGGGUUUACUAAGCACUCAGCCCCAUCUGCUGAAUCUUCCGACACUCGGCCACGUGAUGUUAUGGAGAUGGUGCUGAGGCUUGUCGGCCUUGCUGAAUCGCAAAGGAGUCGCAGUGCAAUGAGGCGAUGCCUAAGAAUCCUCAAUCUGGAAGACGAUGCAGCCACCCUCUUCAGUAUAAGGGAUGCGUCUAAUAAAGAAGAUAUUAAACGCAGAAGGAGUAUCGAGCACACCAUAAGAAAUGCUUACCGAGGGGCUAUUGGGAGAUGUCUCCAGUCGCUUGCGUUCGAUGCUAUGAUGGCUCGAGAAGAAGUCAUUCCUCAACCCGCGACUCAUACUUGCCUGUGGAUUUACGAGGAAUUAGAAUACCAGAGGUGGAUCUCCAAUGAGAAAUUAUUACUCUGGAUCAAAGGCCAUCCUGGGUCCGGGAAAUCUGUUCUCAUGAAGAGCAUUUUUAAAAGACGGCAAGAAGAGCUCGACGGCCUCUCAACAAUCCUGCUGAGAUUCUUUUUCAAUGCCCGCGGAUCGAGUAUGGAAAGAUCCAGCGAGGCUCUUUACAGAACGCUGUUGAGGAGUCUCAUGCUCGAGAGUGAUGUAUUGUCGUGCGAGAUAACGACAUCGUACCUGCUCAAGGAAUCUCGCGGCCGCAAUAUCCAGUGGAAAACAUCUGAGAUUGCAGAUAUGUUCCAUGAAAAGAUUGAAAGUUAUCAAGCAAAAGAUAUAGAGAUUCUGAUUGAUGCCCUCGACGAAUGCUCAUACACCGAAGUGCUUGAGGUUGUCAGACGAUUUGAAAGGUCGAUCGAUGUCCCGCGGAACGGUACAACAUUGAAAAUAUGCUGGAGUAGCCGUUUCUACCCAAACAUCAGUUUAGCCUCUGUUCACGGAGUCGAAUUGGUAAUCAAUAUCCACAAUACCAAAGAUAUCUGGAAACACGUUUGGAGCAUCCUUCCGAUGAAGUCGAGCAGGAAACUACAAGACAUUGGCGAAACCAUCAUUUCACGUGCGCAGGGCACGUUUUUGUGGGCUUCAUUGGUCACCAGCAAGUUGAAAAAAGCAUAUGAUGCUGGUAGUGGUUUGGAAGAACUGGAAGCAUUGCUAGCAGAUACCCCAAACGGCCUGACGGAGCUUUUCCUCGAAAUCUUCAACAGGCCUCAAUUUCAAGAAAAGCAAAGACAAGACCUUCGUAAAGUCGCUUCCCUUAUCCUUGGGGGAGUUCGUGCGUUCACGAUAGAUGAAUUGUACGCAGCCUUGUACCUGACGGUCUCAGAUCUUCCGGUAUCAUUCAGCGCCGUCACACUUGAAUCAGAUCGCGCGCAUCAAUUCAAGAAGAAGUUGACCCACAUUUCAGGAGGUUUGAUCGAGGUUGUUGUUAUUGACUCGCGAAAGGAAUCGAGGUCCAGGAGCACUGCAAGACACUGGCGCAGACGAAUACCAUGGGCUUCGCGUACCAGAGUCCAGGUAAUCCACGAAUCAGUACGGGAGUUCUUCCUAACAGAAGGCCUGACCAUUCUGGGUGCACGUUCGAAAGAGAGUUUCCUAGCCGAAUGCCAUUUACGUAUUCUCUGUGCGGGAUUCAAUGGUCUUGAUAUCCUACAUAAAGAGCUUCCUGUCAUGGCCCCAUUGGAUGACAGCAGCUCGAUGUCCAACUUUCACUUCAACUUUUCCAGAUAUACGACUCCUACCGAUAUAAGCGGCGACGAAGCCGAACAGUAUUGA